UUUCAAAUCAUCUUUAGAUGCAUCAAAGGAUUUAAGUGAAGUGUGCUUCUUCAUUCAUCAGCAGUUUCUUGUUUCUGUUUGUCCAGAACUCCCACAGCAUUAUGUCUGGAAGGAGAAGGAGGUUCUCACUGACCAGCAGCUCUGUAAUCCAGAGAGGAACUCCAGUUUGGACCAGGAGGAACCAGAACCUCCACACAUAAAAGAGGAGGACAUCUGUAGUGGUCAGGAUGAAGAGCAGCUUUCACUCAAGCAGGAGGCUGAGACAUUUAUGGUGACUCCUACUGAUGAGGAGAUGACCCACCAGGAACCAGAACCUCCACAAGAGGAACCAGAACCUCCACAAGAGGAACCAGAACCUAAACAAGAGGAACCAGAACCUAAACAAGAGGAACCAGAACCUCCACAGAUGGAUGAGAACCAUGAGGAUCCAACACUUUCACACAUUAAAGAAGAAAAUGAAGAAGAAGAAGCAGAAUCUUCAGAGAUGGAAGAGGAGCAGGAGACUGAUACCUUCAUGGUAUCUUCUGCUAACAAAAGAAAUCAGUGUGAGUUAGAACCAAACAGGAAGCAGCUCCUCUCUCAGAACUCUGCUGAAGCUGAGAAMCAAGUUCAGGAAGGAAGCAGGACUGGAGAUCGGCCCUUAGUGAAGAAAGAAACAAAACCAUUUCUGUGUUUGACCUGUGGGAAAAGAUUCAGGGCGAGAAGUUCUUUAAAUGUUCACAUGAAAACUCACACAGGUGAGAAACCCUUCUUAUGUCUGAGCUGUGGAAAAGUGUUUCCAUUCAAAAGUUGUUUAACUGCUCAUAUAAUAUCUCACACAGGUGAGAAGCCCUUCUCAUGUCAGACUUGUGGGAAAAGUUUUGUUAAAAAAAUCAGUUUAAAAUCUCACAAUUGUCACGCWGGUGAGAAGCCCUUCUCAUGUCAGACCUGUGAAAAAAGUUAUUUUCGUAAAAGCAGUUUAAAAUCCCACAUGAAAGACGAAAACGAGCACCAUUUUCUUUUAGCUAGUAGCAGACACGACACGACGGAUCUUCAACAGACACGAUAUUUCUCUUCAAAUUCAAACGCACCCAUCGUGGAAAAGAAUAGAAGAUCUUCCUAUGAUGCCGCUUUUAAGCUGAAGGCUAUUGAAAUUGCGCAACAGGAGGGAAAUAGAGCCGCUGCACGAAAGCUCAGCCUGAACGAAUCGAUGGUUCGGCGUUGGAGACAACAGCGGGAAGAACUCGUUCAGUGCCAAAAGACAAGAAAAGCUUUCAGAGGACAUAAGAGCAGGUGGCCUGAAUUGGAAGAUCUUCUUGCGGAUUGGGUAAAUACACAGAGAGCAGACGGCCGAGGUGUAUCCACCGUGCAAAUCUGCCUGAAAGCCAAAGAAAUGGCUCUCCAAAUGAACAUUGAAAAUUUUAAUGGCGGACCAUCCUGGUGUUUCAGGUUCAUGAGAAGAAAGAACCUGU
Messenger RNA from Austrofundulus limnaeus, 1451 nucleotides. Its product is annotated as zinc finger protein 771. The record is from RefSeq and is a predicted model, not a curated record. NCBI's taxonomy places the organism in Eukaryota, Metazoa, Chordata, Actinopteri, Cyprinodontiformes, Rivulidae. Gene Ontology annotation, molecular function: RNA polymerase II cis-regulatory region sequence-specific DNA binding; DNA-binding transcription factor activity, RNA polymerase II-specific. Gene Ontology annotation, cellular component: nucleus. Gene Ontology annotation, biological process: regulation of transcription by RNA polymerase II.